Corylus avellana is the source of this 1012-nucleotide messenger RNA. Its product is annotated as dimethylallyl, adenosine tRNA methylthiotransferase. The record is from RefSeq and is a predicted model, not a curated record. Gene Ontology annotation, cellular component: chloroplast stroma. NCBI's taxonomy places the organism in Eukaryota, Viridiplantae, Streptophyta, Magnoliopsida, Fagales, Betulaceae.
UUUUAAUUCAAACGGAUAAUACAAACCCCAGAAGCAGCAAAAGCUAGAAGUCGAGAGAGAACCUCCGUCAAGGUGCCAUCAAUGUCCGCUCUCAGCAUCGGUAUAGCCACUACCGCCAUAACCAUCCGUAGAAAUCUCACACCUUCGAGCUCUUCGAGGCCCAGAGUUUCCUGCAUUGGAUGGGACCCAGAAGGCCUACUCGGCCCGCCGCAGACCGGCCACAUCGCAAGGCGUGAGUUCAAGAGGCGGCUCGAGAGAGACACUGAAGCCCGGGAAGCCUUCGAAAGCCAAGUUCGUGAAGAAAAGGAGCGCCGCCGUGCGCUUCGACAGUCUCGGGUUGUUCCAGAUACUCCGGAGGAGCUGAUCGAGUACUUUCUGGACACCGAAGCACAAGAGAUUGAGUUUGAGAUAGCGAAGUUGAGGCCGCGAUUGAACCAGGCAUUCUUUUCACAUCUACAAUUUGAGUUGGGUCAGCUUCGAUUUGCUGUUUCAAAAACCCAGAACGCGGAAGACAGAUUGAUUGAGCUAGAAGCACUGCAGAAGGCCCUGCUGGAAGGAACAGAAGCAUAUGAUAAAAUGCAAGCUGACCUCAUAACAGCAAAAGAAAACCUAACCAAAAUCUUGACAUCAAAGGAUGUAAAAGCCACUUUAUUGGAGAUGGUUGAGCAGAAUGCACUAAAUAGAUCCUUAUUGACCCUUCUCGAUGAAAACAUAGCAAAUGCUCACAACUGUAACCAGCAACAAGCAGCGGAAUUCAUGGAAAAGCUUCGGGGGGCCAUUCUCAGGUACAUGACAGUUUAGUAAUCAAGUAGCGCUUUCAGUCUUCUAAAGGAGUUGUUGAUGACUUUGCUUUGAGAGAUAUCUGCUGCCACUCCUCAUGCACUACAUUAUAUUAAAAAAAGUUUUAUGAGUAAUGGACUUUUUAUCAGGAGAUGCUGGGAUAUACGAUAAUGUACACAAUGACAUUGUAGAUCUUUCCUCAAUAUUGGCAAAAUGAUUGAAAUUGGAAUCA